Prorocentrum cordatum is the source of this 870-nucleotide messenger RNA. NCBI's taxonomy places the organism in Eukaryota, Dinophyceae, Prorocentrales, Prorocentraceae. The record is from the annotation of a GenBank genome assembly.
AUGGCAACGGCAGAGUGCACCUGCGACUGCGAGCUGUCCGGGAUCGAUCUCGCACAGACACCGAUGCUCGGGCUGGUGCGCCGCGCCGCCGGCGGCGUGGCCAGGGUGGCGGCCGAGAGGCGCCCCGCGCCCGCGCUGAGCGCCCUCGGGGCCCUGCCGUGCAGGCGGGACGCCCAGCGCGGCUACCGCCAUUGGUGGCGCGUGCUGCCCGAGGAUGACUUCGAGCUGAACACCGAGUCCAUGCCCAAGGACGUGAAGAGUCUGAUGUCGAGCAACCCGUACGAGCUCGGCUUCGUCGACAAUUACUGGUAUUGGCGUAUCCGCGCCGAGAGCACCAUCAUGGACCCAGAGAACCUCCCAAAGAAGAGCUACAAGCAGCUUUGCCGCGACAUGGGCCUGACCGUGGUCAACAGCAAGGCGAGCACCGUGCUGGGCAUCAUCGAGCUGUACGAGUACCUGAAGUCCUCGCCCUUCAUCGGCCCCUUUGGCACCAUCGAGAACCCGGUGCUGGUCCCCGCGAUCCACACCGAGCGGGUCGUUGGCUGCAGUGGCGGCACGGGCGACGCGGAGCACGUGCCGCUGUGGUUCCGUUGCCGCGAGGGCUUCCUGUACCGCUGCGGCGAGUGCGACCAGAUCUUCAUGCUCGUCCGUGUCAUGUACGAGAUAUCCCCCGAGGAUCUCGACGGCGGCCAGAUCCCCGACCCCGACGUGAACGACGUGUUCGACUUCGGCCUCCUGGAGAAGGGCAGCGAGGUUUGGAACUCUGGCGGCAUGAUCAUGUGGCCCGUCGGCUACGACGCCCUCCACGGCACCGUCUACGGCGGAGCGCCGCGCGACGAGCUGAACGAGCAGCGCGCCAUCGGCGAGUGA